UUUUACCCCACCUUCCAUAAUUGUCUACAUAAGGUCAGCUGUAAGUUUGUGCAAGCAUUUUGCCAGAAUUUCUUCCUGCAAACAUGGCUGCAGCACCACAUCCUGUGGGGAAUGGGCAGCACCCAGAAGAACAGACCAGACCCUUUUUCUAUGUGCAGCCAUCCCCACCUUAUUUUCCAUACCAUUGGCACAUGCCUAUGCCAUACCAUGCCUACGGUGGGUUCCCUGGUCUAGGUUAUGGCUUGGGUUUCCCACCUUUACCUCCAAACCCCUACAUGGAAAUUCCUGGCUAUAUUGUCCCUCAGGCUCAGCUGCAUCCUGCGGAUUACAGAAGACUCUUAAAUCCCCACUUCCCACCCACCAUGGCCUAUCAUGCCAGGAGAUUUCGGUAUCAACAGAACACCACUUCAAAGGAGACCACCAGCUCGGAGGUGCAGACCGAUCCAGCUGUGCUGAUGAAUGACUCGCAGCAUUCAGGAGUUAUUGGUACUUGUGUGGGAGGUGCCCAAGCUGGGAGAUCAGACUCUGUAAGGGAAGCGAGACAUGUUGGUUCCUUCUCAAACUCCAUCGUCUGCUCGCGUUCUGAGAAACAGGACGUCCCAGGGGAGGAAGCAGGCUCUCUGACAUCAAGGGUUACCAGUCCCAAGAGCUUUGUUUUCCAGAAAGAGGAGGUCAGGAUAGAAUGCAGAGACAUGCCGUCCACUCUUAAAAUUUUCAGGUCACGGGAGACAACAGCUGAAUCCUCCCCAAGCACUUCAGGGAAUCUGGUUCAGUGCGAUGUGUGGUCUGUAAGCUCCACAGAAGGUGUAAUGCCACUUUACAGCUCCACCAUUAACGAGACUAAUGUCUUACAGAAUGCAGUGCGCCCAGAGGAGCUCCAGGAGCAAUGUGUGCCUGCCUUCCCAGACGUACUACUCCUGGGAGCUUCUCCACCCAAUACUGUCGCAUCUGUCAGAGAUGAGAAGAAACCUGCUGUUCACAAGGAACACAGAACAAGACCAAACAAGAAAGGGUCAGCACCAGUUACUGAGCAGGACCCAAGAAUGGUCCAGAAUGAUAAAGGUGCACCAAGACAUCUACAUGAGGAAGAUGGCGGUGCAAAACCUGUUGAGCAUGUUCCCGCAGAUAACCCCAAGCAACAGUGUGAAGUCCUGCAUGUAGAAGAUUUGAAGAAAGCUGAGUUGUCAGGAAAGUCAGUCACAAAGCUGGACCCUCAUGUCUCACCUGAAGAGUGGCUGGCUCAGCAGGGUAAGACGCACCCUGAAAAGGCAACUGAGGAGCCCUUCAAUGAGCGAGCCCCAGAUAGUCACGUCGAGCAAAUGGAGACGGGUUCUGUGGCAAACAGCCAGGAUCACACCACAGGAAAGGAUAAAAAUGAAAAUGAGGAGGGGUGGCCUGUGGAGACUCUGCCUCCAUACGUUCCUUCCGCAAGCUGGUUAGCAGACUUUGGCAAUGUGUAUUAUUUCAGCAAAUUACCCCAGAGUGUUCAGGACCACCUGAGCAUUUUCAGUACCUCCAAAGAUGCGAUAAGGAUGGGAAAAAAGGCAAAGCUAACAUGUGAAGGCCCCUGUGACCCCAUGGAUACCUCUAUGCAAAAGAGAGUGAAAAAAAGGCACAGUCGAUUGUUGGAGGUGAAGGGAACCCCUGAAAAUGAAGGGUUUUGUAAUCACCUCAUUAACAGGAAUGCUCUUAAUCCAAAUGAUGAGGGAGCAAAAAGGUGCACCCACUGUUUGUCAAAACAGAACGCACAUGGUAGUUCUGAUUCAAAAGCUCUAUGUGGACACAAAAGGCACAAAUUAACCCAACAAACUGCUGACCUUAAACAAACCUGUGCAGCCUGUAGAUACAGCUCAACGCAGGUUAUGAAAGUGAGAGGGCCUGAAGCUGUGGGCCACUAUGCCAAUGAGGACUUGGACCAUGAAACACUGGAGGUUAAAGGCCCAUCAGAACCCCUCAAACAAAAUCAGGAGUCUAGGACGUCAAUGGCGGCAAGGAAGAGGAUUCUUUCUAAAAGAGUGUCGGAAAACAAUUCAGUUUUUCAGAGUCCAAAAGUCAAAGAAAAGAGGAAUUCUGGAAAAGAGGCCAAGCUUGCCUAUGAAUAUAGCCAUCCAGACGCCAUGAAGGAGUGUAAUGCUGAAGUUAUGGUGACGUCUACUCCAGGCAAAUGUAAAGAAAAGGCAUGGAGAGAAAGUGUAUCGACACCUGACAAGGAGGAUUGGGAAAAUUAUGGAGCCAGACCGAGAAACACGAAUAAAGAAAGGAAAACACUUCCCCAGUCACAAGAGAAAAAUGUGUCAUACAUGCCACUUGCACAGAGACACAGGAAAAAUGCGCACAGUGAAACUCUUGAAAGAGACCAGCCAAGACCGAACAGAACAAGAGGAUCCAGCAAUAGAAGAGGCACAAGACACUGAGAUGAUUUUCACUCAAGACACUAGAUAAUUAUUAAAAAAAAACAUUUUAUUAGCACUGUAAUUAACGUGACACGUAACACUUUGUAAGUAUUAAACACCUUUUCCAACUCAAACCAGCCGAGAGACACUGUUUUCUUGUAGGAUCUCUAUCUGAAUAGGCUAUGGGGAAGAUAAAGGGAUUAUACAGUACUGUAUGUGUGAGCAAUUUUUCCAAGAAAACACAAUUCUAAACUCAGCACAGAAACUGAACAGAUGGAUUCAACUAAUCUGCCUUGGAUAAAAAUGCAAAGCUCUUUGUCUGAAGAAAGUACAAUUAUUAAUAUUCAUUUUCAGGACUGAAUAUGGCAACUGAGGUUUAAAGGGGAAUUGAGGUAAUGGUGACAUUCUCAGCCUAGGCGCUGGUGCUGUGAAAAUGUGCCACCUGUGAUUUCAGCUCCAUCUGUGACAAUAACUCCUCUGAUGUUUUUUAAGCAGGGAAAUCAGAGGAUUGCUCCUCUUCACAUGGUAUAUACUGAAUAAAAUAUGAAGGUCUCGAAAGACCAGCACCAUCCAGUUGUAUGAAGAUUAAAAUGUAAAAAUAUGAUGGACUUCAUCUUAGAGACCUAUGAAUUUAAAGGGGCCUUUAUUCGCGUAUUGGUUGUUCGUAAUUAUUUCUGACAUGUAAAUUGUAAUUGGGGAGUGAAAUGUGAUAACUGGAACAAUUGUCUGCAAUACUGCUGAGUCACGGGGGCUCUGACUCAAGGCUUAUACAGUAGGGCUGGUACUUUUCAUAUGCCUGAUACAAUAUUUGUCAUCGUAGAGCAAUUAUGUCAAUCUUGUGUUACAGUCAAUGUUUCAAUCAAGUUAAAGUUUAAUCGUUAUUCUUGUAGGCUCGGGUUUGUUUUUAUAUUUUGUUUUUGAUAAAGACGUUAUGCUGUUAGAAAAGUUGCAUGAAGAAUAAAGUUUUGCCAUGUACUUUUGUUCUAAACGUUAAGCAGGAAAAUGAUUAAA
This is a messenger RNA of Lepisosteus oculatus (spotted gar), 3404 nucleotides long. Its product is annotated as bucky ball-like. The record is from RefSeq and is a predicted model, not a curated record. NCBI's taxonomy places the organism in Eukaryota, Metazoa, Chordata, Actinopteri, Semionotiformes, Lepisosteidae.